AUGAUCGCGAUUGAAGCAAUCGUCCGUGGAAUCGAAACCCUACGAAGCAAGUGGCCAGGAGAGGUGUUGAAAGGGUUCUUGACCAAUUUGGAGCAAUGCCAAGAGGAGGAUAGCCAUUGUCGGUCUCUGUAUAGCGCGAGAACACAACGAGUAAUGGAAGAAUUCGUUCCAGAUGAUGAAGUGCAUCAUACUUUUCCCUCUGAAGCCGAAUUUCGAAGAUAG
Thelazia callipaeda (thelaziosis nematode) is the source of this 222-nucleotide messenger RNA. The record is from the annotation of a GenBank genome assembly. Lineage: Eukaryota; Metazoa; Nematoda; Chromadorea; Rhabditida; Thelaziidae.